GUAUUUACUGCCAUAUAGAGCACCCUUUUUUCUUGAUUGUGGUUACAGAGUGCAAAUGGAAGGAAAGAACCAACUACAUAAUGAGAAAUAUGCAGCUGAUAUUUCAACCAUAAAAGAAGCACAAGUACGCAUCAACUCAUUCAUACAUAAAACUCCAGUCCUGUCUUCAGAAACUCUGAACGUUUUGGCUGGAAGGAAACUAUUUUUCAAAUGUGAAUUUUUGCAGAAAGGUGGAGCAUUUAAAUUCAGAGGUGCAUGCAAUGCUAUCUUCUCACUAGGAGAGCAUCAGGCAGCUAAAGGGAUUGUAACUCACAGCAGUGGUAACCAUGCAGCAGCCGUGUCUUUGGCUGCAAAACUACGUGGGAUCCCAGCAUAUAUUGUAAUACCGAAAAAUGCUCCAAAUUGUAAGGUUGAGAAUGUCAGGCGUUAUGGUGGUCAGGUUAUUUGGAGUGAGGUCACUAUAGAGUCGAGGGAGAGUGUGGCUGCCAAGGUGCUAGAAGAAACUGGUGCAGUGCUGAUUCAUCCAUUCAAUGAUGGGCGCAUCAUAAGUGGGCAGGGUACCAUAGCACUGGAGCUGCUGGAGCAAAUACCCCACCUUGACACUAUAAUAGUUCCAAUAAGCGGUGGUGGUUUGAUCUCAGGGGUGGCAUUGGCUGCCAAGGCCAUCAACCCUGCCAUUCGGGUUUUGGCUGCUGAGCCCAGAGGGGCUAAUGAUGCUGCUCAGUCCAAAUCAGCUGGGAGGAUUAUAAAACUUCCCGAGACCAACACUGUUGCCGAUGGACUUCGAGCUUUUAUGGGAGAUCUAACAUGGCCUGUAGUGCGGGAUCUAGUGGAUGACAUCAUCGUAGUCGAGGAUAAAGAGAUCAUAGAAGCUAUGAGAUUGUGCUAUGAGAUUCUAAAGGCAGCAGUGGAGCCUAGUGGCGCCAUUGGCCUUGCUGCUGUUCUGUCUGAGGGUUUCCAGGAGAAUCCUGCUUGGAAGGACUGCAAGGACAUCGGAAUUAUACUCUCAGGAGGUAAUGUUGAUCUCAAUGUACUGUGGGAGUCAUUCAGUAAAUGAAAAUUAACAAUGUCCUUGUUUCUAUGUGGGAGUCAUUCAGAACAAUGUCCUUGUUUCUAUGUGGGAGUCAUUCAGAAAAUGAAGGUUAACAAAGUUCUUGUUUC
This is a messenger RNA of Telopea speciosissima, 1161 nucleotides long. RefSeq names its product serine racemase-like. Gene Ontology annotation, biological process: D-serine biosynthetic process; L-serine metabolic process; pyruvate biosynthetic process. Lineage: Eukaryota; Viridiplantae; Streptophyta; Magnoliopsida; Proteales; Proteaceae. Gene Ontology annotation, molecular function: D-serine ammonia-lyase activity; pyridoxal phosphate binding; threonine racemase activity. The record is from RefSeq and is a predicted model, not a curated record. The transcript has 7 exons. Bases 56 to 1057 code for a protein of 333 amino acids.